UAGAUAAUAUCUAUUUACUUUUCGUGGCAACAGCAUCUACUCCAAUAAAACUUCUUCAGAAAAUAUAAAAAAGAAAUAUUGAAAAUUUUUGUGAAGCUUCAAUAUGGUUCUGAAAAAAUGGGUAGUCAAUAUUUUAUUUAUCUGCACUUGGUUACAUUUAGCUAACUGUGAUGAAUUGUCCUUAAAUGACCAAUUUUUUAAUAAUGUAAGAAAACUUAUCAAAAGACGCCUCAAGGAAAAUCAGCAGGAAAAUUCUGAGCUAACAUCUGAAGAAGAACGAACACAAAAUGUACCCACACCAAUUCUUGUGGAAAAUUGGCCCCAAGAGAAACAUUCUUUUGGUCAAGUGACAGCAGUAUCCAUUGAUCCGCAUGGAAAUCCAGUGAUUUUUCACCGUAGCGAUAGAUAUUGGGAUGCCAAUACAUUUAAUGAUAGCAACAUAUUUUACCUAAUCGAAUAUGGACCGAUUAAAGAAAAUACAAUUUAUGUACUUGACUCAAAAACUGGAGGUAUUCAAUUUGGAUGGGGAGCAUCGAUGUUUUACCUGCCGCAUGGAUUGACUAUUGACACAUAUGGAAACUAUUGGAUAACAGAUGUUGCUAUGCAUCAAGUGUUUAAAUAUAAGCCAUAUGAGGAAACACCACAAAUCACUAUUGGAAAACGUUUCAAGCCUGGUUCAUCGUUGAAUCAUUUGUGUAAGCCAACGGAUGUUGCUGUGUCUACAACUGGGGAGUUUUUCGUUGCCGAUGGUUAUUGCAAUCAACGAAUUUUGAAAUUUAAUGCAGCUGGUAGGCUUUUACGAACCAUACCCCAACCUCCAGAAUUUAUGUCAUUACAAGUGCCCCAUGGAAUCACUUUACUUGAACAUUUGGACCUCCUAUGUAUUGCUGACAGAGAAAACAUGCGUGUUGUUUGUCCAAAAGCUGGUUUACAAUCGUCUUUUGGUGAAGGACAACCUGCUGCCACCAUUCAAGAACCUGACUUAGGACGUGUUUUCGAUGUAGCUGCAUACGGAGAUCUUGUUUAUGCUGUUAAUGGUCCCACAUCGAUGUUACCAGUUCGCGGAUUUACUAUUGAUCCAGGUUCAGAAACUAUCAUUGGUCACUGGGGAGAAUUCAAAAACCCACAUUCUUUGGCUGUUUGUCCAAAUGGAACUGCUCUCUAUGUAACUGAAAUAGGAGAUAGCCCCACUACCAACAAAGUGUACAAGUUUAUUUUAGUUUAAUUGUAAACGAUUGAGAUGAGCACACAAUAAUUCAAAUAAAUCUCAAAUAGCCCUCACUACAUUGCCCAUAUCAAUAAAAUAUUAUUAUUAUUACAGUUUUAUAUACAUACGUAAAUACAUAUGCAUAUUAUUCCUGUCUAUAUUCUUCAAAUGUAACCAUGCAUAUUUCCGAUUAUAAAUAAUUUCAAUACAAAGAUGAAUACAAAUAUUUUAACAUAUUAAAUCUUGAGUUAAGCGAUUUGUGUAGUUAUAAUGCUUCCUGUGGUUUGUGUAAAUAUAAAAUAGAAAAUU
Messenger RNA from Episyrphus balteatus (marmalade hoverfly), 1516 nucleotides. RefSeq names its product peptidyl-alpha-hydroxyglycine alpha-amidating lyase 2 (gene Pal2). The coding region runs from base 104 to 1225 and encodes 373 amino acids. The transcript is spliced from 7 exons. NCBI's taxonomy places the organism in Eukaryota, Metazoa, Arthropoda, Insecta, Diptera, Syrphidae. The record is from RefSeq and is a predicted model, not a curated record. Gene Ontology annotation, molecular function: catalytic activity; protein binding. Gene Ontology annotation, biological process: peptide metabolic process. Gene Ontology annotation, cellular component: extracellular region; membrane.